Trypanosoma cruzi is the source of this 1428-nucleotide messenger RNA. RefSeq names its product phosphatidylinositol-4-phosphate 5-kinase alpha, putative. The coding region runs from base 1 to 1428 and encodes 475 amino acids. The transcript has a single exon. Gene Ontology annotation, biological process: phosphatidylinositol metabolic process. NCBI's taxonomy places the organism in Eukaryota, Euglenozoa, Kinetoplastea, Trypanosomatida, Trypanosomatidae. Gene Ontology annotation, molecular function: phosphatidylinositol kinase activity. The record is from RefSeq and is a predicted model, not a curated record.
AUGCCAUACAACAGGGAAAUAAUUGCCUCCAUCUCAUUUGAGUCUGAGCCAUCCUCUAGGAAUAACUCGCCCAUACGAGGCGGCCUCAAUGACAACGUGAAGGCGCGAGAGUCACUUGAUGCUACAGGAGAACCCGUUUCCCAACAAAACGAGGCAACGCGUGACAUUAUUCGUUGUAUGAAAUGGGCCCUGGCGCAGAGUAUCACGAGUAUUUCUCAUCCAGCCAAGCAGCGACCUCUGAACCCGAAGAAAGACUUCACCAUAGAAACAACGAUUGAGGUCGAAGUGAAAAAAAACAAUACAUUAGGGUUAGGCUGUUGUGGUGGUGCAGCCGCGGUGAAGCGGCGUUCUUCACAAGUCAUGUCCGUUCGCGAGAGUGGAAAUAGUAAAGUUAAUUUUACUUAUAGUGAUACUGACGGUGCUGACGAUGAGGAAGGUCCACAAGUUUCCUUUAAAUUUACGGACUAUUCUCCAAUGUGUUAUCGUCAUAUACGGGAAUUUUUCAAUAUUGAGCCGAGGGCUUAUUGUGAUGUUUUGAUGCGCAGUAGAUGGCAUAGUACGCCUACGCCAGGGAAGUCGGCUGCACAGCUCUUUUUCUGUGGUAAGGACUGGGUUAUAAAAACCAUGACCACAGAGGAAAGUGAGUUUUUGCGUAGUAUCUUGCAUCGCUACUACUUUUUUGUGCUGGAUAAUCCACACACGUUACUGCCCCAUUUUGUUGGGCAUCAUCGCCUUGAAAUUGCUGGGGAUAAGAUAAAUUUUAUUAUAAUGCAAAAUGUCUUUGCAACAGGGAAUGCAAUACAUGAAAAAUAUGAUCUUAAAGGAAGUACGGUAGGACGUUUUGCUACCGAAGCCGAAAAAAGAAAACAGACAUGCACACAAAAAGAUCUUGAUUUAAACCGUCCAAUACAUGUGGGGCCGGCGCGAAGACAACAACUUAUUGAGCAAAUCAAUAAGGACUGUGAUUUUUUGAAACGAUCACACGUCAUGGAUUAUUCGUUUCUGGUUGGUAUUCAUGUAUUGCCGAUGCACGACUCACGGAGAUUGGGGACUAGUGUAAUGGGGGGAAAAGAAAGCAUAAAUAUGUUAUCGUCAACAUUAGCCUUUGAUGGCACGCUAGCUAGUGGGGUUUUAGAUGGACAAUUUAACCAGACAAAUGGUGUUUUUCACAUUUCCCCGAACGAGCCUGUCAUUGACGGAAGAUGCUUUACUGCCGAUGAAGGUGGCAUGCGUAGCACGGACCAGCCAGGUACUCGGAGGGAAAUAUAUUACAUUGGAAUCAUUGAUAUCUUGCAGAAGUAUAAUGCACGGAAAUAUUUAGAGACGUCAUGGUUUGGUUUGGUAAACGAUUCAAAGAAGAUAUCUUCCGUCCCUCCUCGCGAAUACGCGGAGCGUUUUUUGGCCUUUGUUUCCUCAAUUAUUGUGUGA